Molecule: messenger RNA, 2847 nt
Organism: Trichoderma aggressivum f. europaeum
Lineage: Eukaryota; Fungi; Ascomycota; Sordariomycetes; Hypocreales; Hypocreaceae
Exons: 3
Coding region: 1-2847 (948 amino acids)
Source: RefSeq, a predicted model, not a curated record
AUGCCCGACGAAGUUGCUAGUCCCGCCUAUUCGAGAUUAGAGAGCAGAGCAGAGCAACCAGACCAGACCAGACCAGACGAUAUUUUGCCCGUCGAUUACCUUGUACCUGUAAGCACCUCUUGGAAGCUCGUUAUCAUCCUCGUGCUCUCCCCGUCGACAAGCACCCUGCGAACCCCCACUCGCAAGACGCGAUCUGAAUCCUCAACUCCAGAAAAAAUUCCUGGACCGCGUUUUGCGACGUCCCGCUCGCUUGCAUGGUGUUUGACAUUCGAGUCAUGGGAUCGGAAGCCCUGUCAGCGCCCAACGAACUGCCUCGGACUGCCUGACGAAUCUGCCAUUGUUGAGCUUCGUUUUGGCGGGACUCGGCACUGCUCAACGGUCAACCAGCUCUUCUCUGUUGCUGACGAGGUGCAAGUGCACCGUCGUCGCAAGAGAAUGAAUCCCGACCAGCCGCCGGAUUCAUCGUCAAUGUCUCUCACGACCUCGCCAACCCACGAUGUCGCCAAGCUGAUGGGCCGCCGGAGCCUGAGCAACAUCCCCAAGGACCAGAGGUCUCUGCUGGAGCUGGAAAACCCGUGGGCUGUUGACCAAAGAGAUGGGCCGCACGGAUUGGCAACUGUCCCGAGCCAGGUUUUAAAAACGCUGAAAGAAGCCUUUAUCCGCCUCCAGGAAGACAAUGACAAGGAGAACCCUAAAGACAAGGAAAACCCUGACCCUCCUCCCACCACCAAUGACCGUGACGGGCAGAAUGGAUAUUCUCCCAGCUCGACACCAGAGACAUCGGACAGUGAACCUCCGUCUUCGCCGGGAGUUCCGAUACCAUGGUCGCAGUCUCAGGUGGAAUUUAGAGCAGAGCAGGACGAUGAGAUGUCCGAUGCCGGUUCUCCCAUUGACGAGACACCCUCAAGUCCGGCACCUGCACCACUGACCCAGCCGCCGCUCUUCCAUGGUACACCGAGUCCUAGCCCUUCUUCAAGUGCCAGCGAGCCCGAGGAUCUCGAGAUGGAGCUCCCACAAGCUCAAGAAACCCACGAAGUCCCAAUUAACCGCGAGGCCCCAGUUAACCCCGUAGCUACACGGAUGCAUCUGACAGCGGCAUCUCAGGAGCCCGCAAGCUUGUUCACAAGCAUGGUCACCACUACGGAUACGCCUCCGUGCGCGCAGCCGCGGGUUGCUUCUACUGCUUGUACUUCGUCUGAAGAUCCAAAGUCGUCGGUGUUGCCAGUUGAUCCAGCCCACGGUCGGUCGCGACGGAUGAAGCCGAUUGAAUUUAGUGAGGAUAGCCCCAAAGUCACUGUGCGUUCGACGAACCCGGGUCCUCCCGCGCGCAUGCCUUCCACGCGAGGAUUUCCUGAGGAAAAUGUCCCGAUUUCGGCUUCUCUAAGCUCGAGUAACUCAACCCCUUACCAUAGCGGUAGACCGCAAAAAUCGCCAUCUCCGCCGCCUCCUACUCCGCCGCCGCACAACUUCGCCGCCAAACAUACCACCCCUCAGAAUAGGACGAAUAGGCAACUUGAUGGUGUCAACGGUCGCGAUACCUCCUCUCACCGGCAGGACCCCGUGUACCAGCUGCAUCGGGUACAGGCGGCAGGGAUGAAUUCGUUCAUAAGUUAUCACGGGGAACCCUAUAGCGCUUUUACCGCUACGUACCCCGAGUACACCACAAUUCACUCGGGGAAUUUGUUGUCCUUCAUUCAGGCUUGCGUCUAUCUAGAGAUGUUUCAACAAGAGAGGGUAAUACGCGAGUAUUUGUAUGAUGAUUUCAUCCGGGCCUGGUCAAACGGCUUCUUGACUUAUGCCCGGAACGCGGGCCCUGGCCAGGAACCACUUCCCGCUCUCCAAUGGUACAAUAUGCUAAAGGGCCCUAUCCUCUUCAACCGCAUGUGCAUAAAUUCAGGCAACAUCGGCGCUGUUCUUAACAUAUAUCCCGAGGAUGCUGCAAGGGUGAGGGCCAUACUUGAUGCCUCUAAAGCGGCAAGUGAGAGCCCAGCAUCAGAACCACAGCCAGAGCAAGAGGUAGAGAUGGAGCUGGAGGAAGAACCGGAACAAGAGCCAGAGCCUGAGCCAGAGCCUGAGCCAGAGCCAGAGCCUGAGCCUGAGCCUGAACCUGAGCCUGAACCUCAACCCCAGCCUCAGCUCGAGCCUCGACGUGAACGUAAAAGGCGUGUCGUGGAUGUGAUGGACAGCGACAAUGCAAUGGAUAUCACCGUGGCAGAAGAGAGCCGAGCCGAACCACAGCUCCCCCCGCCCACGAGAAAACCACCAUCCUUGCCAGCACCAUCACGACCGGCCCCGCCACCGCCACCGCCCCCUCGGCCUUUGUCCCCUGAGCUGGGGAGCGAUGACUUUGACUUUCCUCCCCUUCCAGUCGUACUGCAAUCGACAUCAGGAAAACAGUCACGAUCUCGGCCACGACCACACACACAUGAGCCUCAACCUCAAUCUAGACGACGGCCAGAGCCACAGCCAGAGCGACAACAGCACCCGCAACAACAACCGCAACCGCAAUUACAACCACACAGAGAGCUAACAUUACCUCAACGACAUUCCCCCAGACGUCACCAUCCCGCGCCGGUGCCCAUCCCCCCCAUCCCCAUCCCAAUCCCAAUCCCUCCUUCCACAGCUCCCGCUUCAUCAACAAACAGGCCUCCACCCAAGUCCACCAACCCCAGAUCCUCCCCCCGCCCAGCCGACCACAGAGGCCGCUCCGUGCCCAGCUCAAGUAGCCGGGCGAUCCCGAAGCUGCGUAAGCGAUCGACCGAGGAGCGGGCGCGGCUGAAGGAGCAUUUCCGGAAGAAGGCCUCGUCCUCGACGACGAGGUUUAUUAUUAGUGAAAGCGAAAACUAA